UAUGUAUAUGUAUAGUAUAUAUGGUUUCCAUCUCUUCCAUAUUCUGAGGAAUUGAGUGAGUGAGUGAUGAAGGACAAGAACUCAAGAAAAAGGCUGAGAGGCUUCAUGUGCCAGUCGACGGCAGUGUGCAUGGCGGCCGAUCCUCGCUCGUCGGUAAAACUGCCGGCCAAUCCCACCCACUCCUCUCCCGACUUACCACUCACACUAGAUUCACACAAUCACUUCCAGGUUGUUGUCAUGCGGGUCUCCCUUCAUUGCCAAGGUUGCGCUGGUAAGGUCAAGAAACAUCUUUCUAAAAUGGAAGGAGUAACAUCAUUCAGUAUAGAUUUGGAGAAGAAGAUGGUGACUGUGAUGGGACAUGUGUCACCGGUGGGUGUCCUGGAAAGCCUCUCCAAAGUGAAGAAGGCUGAGUUUUGGCCGAUUUGACAUUAACCCACUACGCUUUGAUUCUUUCUUUCUCGUUUGCUAGGUCAAUAAAUAUGAAUAUGACUUCAAAUGGGUAUUAUUUAUUGCGCUAAGUAUCUUUCUAAUUAAUCUCAAUCUUUAAAUUUAUUCAAAGAAAAACUUAAAUAUUACUUUGACGAAUUGGGUUAUAUUAUUAAGAAUUUUACUUA
Messenger RNA from Carica papaya (papaya), 614 nucleotides. Lineage: Eukaryota; Viridiplantae; Streptophyta; Magnoliopsida; Brassicales; Caricaceae. The record is from RefSeq and is a predicted model, not a curated record.